AUGGAAUUACAAGAAUCAGAUAAUACAAAAAGAACAAAAGUUUCAAAAGCUUGUGAUUAUUGUAAAAAAAGAAAAUUUAAAUGUAAUGGUAUACCUCCAUGUGAAUUAUGUUUGAAAAAGGGAAUUGAAUGUUCAUUUAGUAUAAUAGAUAGAAGAACUAUUAGAAGGAAAAAUAAAAAAAGAACAGUUAAACCAAAACCAAUAGAAGUUGUAGGUGAAUCAUCAUCCUCAUCAUCUCCAAUUAAUAAAAAUUCAAAUUCAACAAUUCAACAAUCUAAAACUUUAACAAAUAUUAAUUCAAAAUUUGUACAUAAAAUUGUUAAAGAUGAUAACCAUAUAGAUAAAAAUACUUUAACAAUAUUAAAACAAAAAAGUAAAUUACCAAUUAGAUUUCAACCUUUAACUAUAUUUCCAUUACAUAAAGUUGAUGAGAAUGAAAAUAGUAAUAUCUCCACUAAAACUCCCACUCCUACUGCAGAAACAAAUAACGAAUUAAUAAAUGAUACAUCAAAUCAAGACAAUAUGACUGAAACUUCCAAUACUAUAACCACCACUCGAAAGUCUAUAUUAGAAGAAGAGAUUGAAAAACCUAAUGUUUUAUAUGAUGCGGGUGGUAAUUUAAGAUAUGUUGGAGAAUCAUCACCAUUAUCAUUUUUAUUUGAAUGUAGAAAUAUUUUUAAUAAGUUUAUUGGUAAAUCAUCUUUUACAUCAGAAAAAGAUUCUUUAGAAAUUUUUGAUAAUCAAGAAGAAGUUUUAGAAAUUGUUCAAGUUGCUUUACCAAAUAGAGAUUGUAUGAAAAAAAUAUUGGAAUUAUAUCAUAUUCAUAUAAAUCAAGUUUGUUAUAUAUUAGAUUUAAAAUAUUUUGAAAAAGAAAUUAUUGAACCAAUUUAUGAUAAUUAUGGAGAUUGUUCAAUUAGUCAGAUCGCUUUAAUUAAUUUAGUUAUUGCAGUUGGAUUAUUAUAUGCUGAAAGAUCUCAAGAUCCCAUAUUAAAAGAUUUAGAAUCUUCUCAAAUGAAAUCUUCUGCAUAUUUUGAAUAUGGUAUAUUUUUAACAAAAAAAUAUAUGAGUGUUGGGAAAUUAUGGAUAACUGAAGCAUUUGCUAUAGCAUCAUGUUAUUAUCAAUCAAAACUGCAAAGAAAUACUGGUUGGAUUAUGAUUGGAACUGCUAUAAGAAAUGCUCAAGCUUUAGGAUUACAUAGAAAAUAUAUUAAUGAAUCAUUUAAAAAUAAAGCAUAUGUACGUCAUAGAAGAAAAUUAUUUAAAAGUUUAUAUAUUAUGGAUAGAAUUACUUCAGUAUUAUUAGGACGUCCAUUAAUUAUAGAUGAUUAUGAUUGGGAUGAUUAUGAUUCAUCAGAUAUUUAUGAACUUGAUGAAAAUGGUAAUAAAAUAAAUAAUAUUUAUCUUGAAGCAAUGGAACAAACUUGUAAAGUUGCCAAAAUUAUAAGUAAAAUUAUAAGAGGUUUUUAUCUUGAUGGUAUUAUUAAUCCUUAUAAAGCUGAAAAAUUAGCAAUUGAAUUAAGAUUAUUUUCAUUAAAUUUACCAGAAAAUUUACAAAUUGAUAAAGUUAUUGAUUAUGAUGAUAAAGUUAUAGAUGGUUCAAAAGAUAAUAAAAUUCCUUUAUUAUUAAUUCAUUUAUCUCAAUUAUAUGCUAUAACAUUAUUAUCAAGACCAUUUUUUAUGUAUGUUAUAUUUUUUCAAAAAAAAUUUAAAUUAAAAAAAAAAAUUAAAACAAGACAAGAAAUUUCAAUUUGUAAUUUUUGUAAAGCAACAGUAAAAGCAUCAAGUUUAACAAUUCAAUUAUUAUAUUCUUAUAUAAAUUAUACAAGAGAUGUAUUACAAAGAGUAGAAUCUCAAGGUUUAACUCAUGCAUGUUUUAUGGCUUCAUUAAUUAUUGGUUUAUCAAUAUUAUAUUUAGAAAAUUAUGAAUCAGGAAUUUAUGAAGGUGUAGAUUCAUCAAUUCAAAUGAAAUUAAUUAAUAAAUCAAAAGAUGUUUUUCAAUUUUAUUCUUCAACAAAUCCAAUGUCUUCUAGAUUUUUAGUUAUUAUUAAUCAAAUGCAAAAAGCUUUAAUGAAUAAAUAUAAAAUUGAUAUUAAUGGUGAGAAGAUUAAAAAACAAUCAAAACAACCACAUAAUGUGUCCAAAUCAUUAUCCCAGGAGAUGAAACAAUCACAAUCACAACAAGAAGAACAAGAGCAACAACGUCAACGACCAAAUGAAAAACAACAACAACAACAACAACAACAACAACAGCAAGAACAAGAACGACAACACCAACAACCACUGGAACAACAACAAGGAUCUCAACAACACCAAUAUCUCCAACAACAACUCAAACCUGAUCCAUCACCAUUAUUUACAGAUCAAUUAAUGCCAACACAAACUCCACAAGGUCAUAGUUUUAAUAAAGAUUAUGAUGAAUUUAUUGAUAAUUUUGGUACUUUAUUACCAAUGGCAACAAUGAAACAAAAUUUAACAAAUGACAAUAAUGUAAUGAAAUAUUUUCCACCAACAAAUCAAAAUUCAAAUGGAAGUAAUAAUCGUAAUGUUAAUAUUGGAAAUAAUAUUGAACUGAAUUUUAAUAAUGGUGGAAACUUUGGGUAUAAUCUGUCAAUUAUUCAACAACAACAACAACAACAAUCACAACAAGGACAAGGACAAGCUCAACCAUACCAGCAACAACAACCGCGGCUACCACAACAAACCCAACCACAACUUCCACCACCACAACAACAAUCUCAACAACAACAACAACAACAACAAUAUAAUCCUUUAAAAUAUCAAGAAUAUCCUCAAAAUUUUCAACAAAUGUAUAGAGAUAAUUCAAUAUCAAGUUCAACAAGUGAAGUAUUAGAUGAAUUUAUGUAUAAUAUUGGAUUAAAUGAAGUACUUUAUGAUGCAAAAGUUUAG
Molecule: messenger RNA, 2907 nt
Organism: Lodderomyces pseudojiufengensis
Lineage: Eukaryota; Fungi; Ascomycota; Pichiomycetes; Serinales; Debaryomycetaceae
Exons: 1
Coding region: 1-2907 (968 amino acids)
Biological process (GO): regulation of DNA-templated transcription; DNA-templated transcription
Molecular function (GO): zinc ion binding; DNA-binding transcription factor activity, RNA polymerase II-specific; DNA binding
Source: RefSeq, a predicted model, not a curated record